Messenger RNA from Mollisia scopiformis, 1518 nucleotides. RefSeq lists its product as uncharacterized. The record is from RefSeq and is a predicted model, not a curated record. NCBI's taxonomy places the organism in Eukaryota, Fungi, Ascomycota, Leotiomycetes, Helotiales, Mollisiaceae. The coding region runs from base 305 to 1294 and encodes 329 amino acids. The transcript has a single exon.
ACCGGCGUCUCCUUAGCCAAAGUCCUCUUUGACCUCUCCGGCUCCUUGGGCGCUACCGGUCUCGAAGUGCGUCGCACAGGCGAGGAUAUAUCGAUUGCCUGUGGCGUAUUGCAUUCGGUCCAAUCAACACUAAACCAAGCCAAAGGGUGCUGGUACUCGACCGACGGACUCGACGAAAUACAGAAGAUACAUUGAUCGUUGCCAUGAGACGUUCGUAGACAUCCAAUCGCUGAUCUCCCCCUUUGAAAAGCUCGCGCAAGGAAAAGGCACCCCGAGGAGUCAGAGGUUCCAUCAAGUCGAUGAAAUGGAGAUCCAAGAGGGCGAAAGUCAAGGUUUGGAGGGGAGCGUUGCAGUCUACUACGUGUAUGUUGACGAUGAUGUUGGUAACUCGUGGCUGGCAGGAACAGAUUCGUGGAAGACGGUAUGUGCAAUUCAAUUGCCUAGUGUGGGAUAUGCGUCCCUAAGAUUUGGUAGAAGUUCGGAAGACAGACAUUCAGCGGACGAAGUGGCGCAAUCCAAAUUGGUUUUCGAGAAUUUGCAAACCGCGCAUCGAUGCGUUGUGCGGGAUACAAAGUAUUGGGAAGAUCGGCUUACUGGAGACCAAGAUCCGAGCGACAACUUCGUCGACCAGACGGGGGAAAUGGAAGAACAAAUCGAACAUGAUUGUGACAUUGAAGAUAAGUGGGCGCGGCGACAUGAUGCGGACAACUCAGUGUCUCCCACCUCGAGUGAGAACAGCGCAGCGAACAAGUUUGGUGUGUGGCAAUGCCCGCCUGCUCUCAACGACAACAGCAGUAUAUCAGAAACCUGGAACGACUCAAGAUCUUUCGAGUCCUUUGCCAACAAAGUGCAUACGAACUCGGGUGGAAGCGCAAUAUAUAGCGGGGUAGAGAGUGAUAAACGAUUGUCUCUCGUGGAGAAUGUACCUCCGUGGUCGAUGAAUGCAGCAGCCGAUCCAUUUGUUGAUACAUGGUUCGAGGAAGACAUCUAUUCAGAUGACGCCGAUGUUGUCCCUGCUGGCCUCGAACGUAUCGGGUCUCAGCUACCGCAUAUCAGGAGUCAAAGUGGAGACAUUGACAAUCGGCAGAGGAAUUUCGAGCUGCCUGAGACGUUUUCAAAUCCAUUCGAUACUUCACUACCACUGCCAGAUAUUAGUCCAGAGGACGAUAGCCCAGGUACACUGCUAUACCGCGAUACAUACCAAAAUCUGCUCGCCUAUAUAGCGCCUAGACGUCAGCUUCCAAAACCACUCUCGCACUAUUCAUUGCACUACAUAUGUGAAAAUGGUAUAUAAUAUACGUUGGAUUCUUAAGAAUAUCUUGUACGAACGUUUAGGUGUUUAGUCGAAUCAGGAGAAGAUCCGAAAGUUGUGUUGAAAGAAGUUGACCCCGUUACGGGUUCUGAAAAAUCUCGCGCCGCUUUCAGAAUUUCAAGCAUCGUUGGCGGAAUAGAAAAAGGGGGGAUGAACUAUUUUUGAAUGAUUGGUGUUAUUGCUUUUCAUAGAGUAUGUCGAUACAU